Messenger RNA from Linum tenue, 1101 nucleotides. The record is from the annotation of a GenBank genome assembly. NCBI's taxonomy places the organism in Eukaryota, Viridiplantae, Streptophyta, Magnoliopsida, Malpighiales, Linaceae.
CUAUCCGAAGACGAAGACUGUCGCAUAGCAUGAGGUCCGCAGUUUAAAGGCUAGCAACUCGAAUUAGGGUUUUCUCUUUCUCCCUUUCUGUAACUGCCGGCGCCGCAAGCUACGAUCCCCCCCACUUUCCGUCUGUCGUCGUCGCUUUUCGUCACAGCAGAGGAUCCUCUUCGCAACGCCAUCAUGGGGAAGACUCGUGGAAUGGGAGCUGGUCGCAAGUUGAAAUCCCACCGCAGAAGACAGAGGUGGGCUGAUAAAUCCUACAAGAAAUCCAAUCUGGGCAACGAAUGGAAGAAGCCUUUUGCUGGCUCAUCUCAUGCUAAGGGCAUCGUUCUGGAGAAGAUUGGGAUUGAGGCCAAGCAGCCUAACUCUGCCAUUAGGAAAUGCGCCAGAGUUCAGCUAAUCAAGAACGGCAAGAAGAUUGCCGCUUUUGUGCCCAAUGAUGGUUGCUUAAACUACAUUGAGGAGAAUGUAAGCAGCAGCUGUAGUUUAUUUAACCAGUUCUUGUGUUGUGAUUAUGAAUCCAAGUUCAUUUCUCCACCUAAUUGCGAUUUGCUUGAUCACAUUGCCAGGAUGAGGUUCUGAUUGCUGGGUUCGGUAGGAAGGGGCACGCUGUCGGAGAUAUCCCCGGGGUGAGGUUUAAGGUUGUCAAAGUGUCUGGUGUGUCUCUUUUGGCUCUCUUCAAGGAGAAGAAGGAGAAGCCACGAUCUUAACUUCUUGAAAUAACUCUUGCGAAAUUUACUCUAGUACUUAGACCCAGAUGCUUGUAAUGAGUGAGUUUCUACUGCAGAUCUCAUUUCUGCAGUGUAGAGUGGAAAACACCUGUUUCACCAGAAACUGUCAUCCUAGUUUACUUAUAAACCAAAGAUCUACAGUAUGCCUUUGUAGUAAUCGACCUUCAGCUUUGUGUUUUAAUGGCUUCUUCAAACAAAGUUUUCUUAUGUAGUAAUCAACCUACAGAGGAACUCAUCCUUAUCGUUACGUAGCUACGCAUAAUGUAUCCAUACUGUUACAUCUUAUCUUGAUUCUUGGGCAUGCUUUUUUGUACAUGGGAUGUGGUUUAGAUCAGGUAAUACCAACAUUUCCCAUAUCCAAACUAAU